Molecule: messenger RNA, 1725 nt
Organism: Lithohypha guttulata
Lineage: Eukaryota; Fungi; Ascomycota; Eurotiomycetes; Chaetothyriales; Trichomeriaceae
Gene: CIA1
Product: Cytosolic iron-sulfur protein assembly protein
Exons: 1
Coding region: 1-1725 (574 amino acids)
Biological process (GO): iron-sulfur cluster assembly
Cellular component (GO): cytosolic [4Fe-4S] assembly targeting complex
Molecular function (GO): protein binding
Source: RefSeq, a predicted model, not a curated record
AUGGCAACAACAUCACUAGAGUCAAUCCCACAGCUAACACACCACACAACCCUCCACUGUCCCACCACAGGCACAAGAACAUGGUCCUCAGCACCCCACCUAUCUUCCCGUGCCCCUCUCCUCGCGACCGCGACGUCCGACAGGAGCGUCAAUAUAUGGGACAUGCGCUCCUGGCGCCUCCUCUCCACCAUCGCAGGCGGCCACAAACGGAGCAUAAGAUGUGUGGGGUGGAAGGACUAUGGCGAGAAGAGGAAGAAGCGUCGCAAAGAUGUAGAUAUGGAGGAUGGUGAGGAUGAACUGCGUAGAGAUCCUGUCAUUCUCGCUUCGGGCAGUUUUGAUGCGAAUUGUGGGUUGUGGGUCUGGAAUCAGGAUAAAGGUCUACAACAGGGACGGCAAAAACAACGUGAAGGUGGUAGUGAGAGUGCUUCGACCCGACCUGGUGCAGUUCCUGGAGCUUUUGACGACGACGAUGACAUGGAUCAAGAGCAGGAUUUUACAAAUACUGCCCAAGAAGAGGAAGAGGAUGAAGAAGAUUGGCAUUUCUCGACCUUGUUGACUGGUCCAGAUAGUGAGAUCAAAGAUUUGGCGUUUAGCCCACCACACUACGGAGCUAAUUUGCUCGCGACCUGUUCAAGAGAUAAAUCAGUCUGGGUGUGGGAAGAGGUCGAACCAGAAGAGUGGGAGACUGUCGCAGUCUUAGGAGAGCAUGCGGGUGAUGUCAAGUGCGUGACGUGGUUGGCAGGAGCUAGAACCUCGCGACGAGAGAUCAGCAGCCGGCUGAGAAGGAGGAGGACAAAAGACGAGGGCGAUACUGGUCCCGAGACUGGAGACGAUGACGACGAGGUAAUAUUAGGUCGUCGAGAACUCCUCGCAUCUGGAAGCUACGACGACACCAUACGCUUACACCACGAUGACGAGGCAGAAGGCGAUUGGAUCACUAUCGCUGUUCUGACUGGUCACGACGGCACAGUUUGGGAUGUGAGGUUCGAGAGCUACGUCAACCUCGCGUCCUAUCCUACCGAAAUCACCGCUGAGGAAGUGAUAGUCGACUGGGCGCCCAGGCUCAUCAGCUGCAGCGACGAUCUGACCAUAAAGAUAUGGACGAAGAAACUGUCGGAGAAGGAGGCGGAUGAGAAAAAGAUGCGUAUCGAGGAGAUACGACGUGGACAACGGACCACAAACACCACAGAUGGAAACGGCGAUGCCACGAUUGCGCCUCCCACAGGGUUUUCAGGUAGGAUACCCAGCACGAUUCGGCCACCAACAAGCACGGAGAAAUGGAUCGAAGAAGCUACGUUACCUGCUGUUCAUGUGAGGAGUAUAUACGCCAUUGAUUGGAGUGCAAAGACAGGUCUCGUGGUUAGCUGUGGCGGUGAUGGUGUCCUCGCUGUGUACAAGGAGGUCACUGCGGACAGCGCACAAAAAGAUACAGAUGUAGUUAUGGAUGGGACGAACGGCCAAGAUGACGAAGGAGACAUCAAGAAGCUCCCAACUGAGUGGAAAGUGGUCGCGAUUGUGGAGGCUGCGCACGACGAGUAUGAGGUGAACCACGUUUGCUGGGCGCCAAAGAGGGAUGGUAAACGGCGUGAGGAACUCGGCGCUGGAGCGAGUCUAGACGAUGAUGAUGACCAGGAAGAGUAUAUUGUAUCGACUGGUGAUGAUGGCCAGGUGAAAGUUUGGAAGUUGCCAGAGGAUCUCUUUAAAGAGCUUAGAUCUGAUACUUGA